Molecule: messenger RNA, 4619 nt
Organism: Conger conger (European conger)
Lineage: Eukaryota; Metazoa; Chordata; Actinopteri; Anguilliformes; Congridae
Gene: llgl2
Product: LLGL scribble cell polarity complex component 2
Exons: 26
Coding region: 376-3423 (1015 amino acids)
Biological process (GO): establishment of spindle orientation; regulation of protein secretion; regulation of Notch signaling pathway
Cellular component (GO): plasma membrane; cytoplasm; cortical actin cytoskeleton
Molecular function (GO): myosin II binding; GTPase activator activity
Source: RefSeq, a predicted model, not a curated record
UAAUCCAGGAAGCGGACUUUGGAGGAGGAGCCGGCCUGUGCGAGUCAGGUUGAGAACUCAACCCGGGCGAGGGCAGCAGGAAAUAUCGAGGCUGCCAUUCAGGAGCGAAACGAAAUAAAACGGGUAACGAGGAUACAAGAGUGAUAGCGAGUCACUCGCGUAAAUGUUUUUUUAAUUCCUGCAACAAGAAGGAAGCUGUGUAUACGAGCGGAACGUAAAGAAAACUGAAACCGAGGGUGGAAACAAAAGUGGACAGCUGGGGCAACGGCCGCUGAGAGUCAGCAGCACACCUGUGAGGGUGCUUCCUGUGCCUGACGCUGUGAUUCUCCCGGCCCUGGGCAGGUAGCAGAGCGGGAGCAGGCUCGCUGAGGGAGGAUGAAGAGGUUUCGCCGGCACGGCCACGAGUCGCAGAGGGACAAGCUAAAACAGGAGCUCUACCAGUUCAACAAGACUGUGGAGCAUGGAUUCCCCCACCAGCCCAGUGCUCUGGGAUACAGCCCCACCCUGCAGCUCCUGGCCAUCGGCACUCGCUCAGGAGCCAUCAAGCUAUACGGGUCUCCAGGAGUGGAGUUCAUGGGACUCCACGACGAGAACGCCACAGUCACUCAGGUGCACUUCCUCCCCCACCAGGUGGAGCUGGUGACCCUGCUGGAUGAUAACAGUCUGCACAUGUGGACGCUGCGCGCUCACCAGGGCGUGUCAGAGCUGCUGGAGAUCGGCCGUUUCGCCCUGACCGGCCCGCCAGGCGCCCCCCCCAGCGUGACGCGGGUAACUGCAGUGCUGGCGCACUCGUCCGGGGAACUGCUGCUCCUGGGCACAGAGGGAGGGCACGUGUUUGUGGUGGAGGUGCCCUGCUUCAGGGAGCUGGAGGAGAGGAACAUCAGCGUGGAGGAGGUGCAGAGCAGUGUUCCAGAAGAGUACAUAGGCCGGCGGAGCCUGGAGAGCGUGGAGGCUCUGCAGGAGAACCCGCUGAACCCGCGGCAGGUUCUGCUGGGCUACAGCCGCGGCCUCAUGGUGCUGUGGGACCUGGACGGGAAGUGCGCCACGCAGCACUUCCUCUGCACGCAGCAGCUGGAGAGCGUGUGGUGGAUGCCGGACGGAGGCCAGGUCAUCAGCUCUCACAGCGACGGCAGCUUCUGCCACUGGACGGUGACCGGGGAGGGCUCGCAGCAAGAGCCCGACAAGCAGGAGACGCCCUACGGCACCUUCCCCUGUAAGGCCAUCUCUAAGAUCGUACAGCUGCCCUCCACAGAAGGGACCCCGUUCCUGCUGUUCAGCGGAGGCAUGCCGCGGGCCAGCUACGGGGACAGACACUGCAUCUCCAUCAUCAACGGCAAGACCCACGUGGCGCUGGACUUCACCUCCCGCAUCAUCGACUUCUUCGUCAUCAGAGACGAAGGAGUUCCGAAGGCGCUGGUGGUUCUGGUGGAGGAGGAGUUGGUGGUGGUGGACCUGCAGUCUGAAGGCUGGCCGGUGAUCCAGACGCCCUACCUGGUCCCGCUGCACUGCUCUGCCAUCACGUGCUCCCACCACGUCUCCUGCAUCCCGCUCAAGCUGUGGGAGCGCGUGCUGGCAGCCGGGGCGCUGCAGAACACACACUACUCAGGGAAGCCCUGGCCUGUUACUGGAGGGCAGAACCUGGCCCCAGACCCUCCUCAGAGAGACCUGCUGCUCACGGGGCAUGAGGACGGGACGGUGCGCUUCUGGGACGCCUCCGGCGUGUGUCUGCAUCCCAUGUACAAGCUCAGCACAGCGGGAGUCUUCCACACCGACGCUGACUUCAACGACAACAUGAACCAGGGCGCCGAGGGGGACUGGCCCCCCUUCAGAAAGGUGGGAAACUUCGACCCCUACAGCGACGAUCCUCGCCUAGGCAUCCAGAAGAUCCACCUGUGCAAAUACAGCGGCUACCUGGCAGUGGCUGGCACGGCAGGGCAGAUCCUGAUGAUGGAGCUGAACGACGAGCCGGCCGAGCAGGUGGUGGAGGCCUCUCUGGUGGACCUGCUGCAGGGCCAGGAGGGCUUCCGCUGGAAGGGCCACGCCCGGCUGGAGGUGCACGAGGACCCGGUCCUCUUCCCGCCCGGUUUCCAGCCCUUCUCCCUGGUGCAGUGCCAGCCCCCCGCUGGGGUCACGGCCCUCACCCUGCACUCCGAGUGGAAGCUGGUGGCCUUCGGAACCAGCCACGGCUUUGGUCUGUACGACUACUUGCAGAGGAGCCCCGUCCUGGUCCGGUGCACGCUCAACCCCAGUGAUCAGCUGGCCAUGGAGGGCCCUCUGUCUCGGGUGAAGUCCAUUAAGAAGUCCCUGCGCCAGUCCUUCCGCCGCAUCCGCCGCAGCAGAGUAUCUGUACGCAAGAACCGCGCCAACAACGCCGCCAAGCUGCAGGAGGCGAACGCGCGGCUGGAUGCGGAGCUGCAGGAGAUGGAGCUGGCCCCGGUCCAGAGGAAGAUCGAGGCGCGCUCCUCGGACGACUCCUUCACGGGCCUGGUCCGCACGCUCUACUUCGCCGACUCCUUCCUCAGCGACGCCACCCACAGCACCCCUUCGCUUUGGGCGGGCACCAACGGGGGCAGCGUCUUCGCUUACAUCCUGCGCCUUCCCACCGUGGAGCACAGAACCGAGGACCCAGUCACAGCCCACCCCGCGAAGGAGAUCCAGCUGAUGCACAGGGCCCCGGUGGUGGGCCUGGUGGUGCUGGACGGGCGCGGGGCCCCGCUGCCCGAGCCUCUGGAGGUGGCCCACGACCUCUCCCGCAGCCCCGACAUGCAGGGCUCACACCACCUGCUGGUCAUCUCCGAGGAGCAGUUCAAGCUAUUCACGCUGCCCAAGGUGAGCGCCAAGAUGAAGCUGAAGCUGACGGCCACGGAGGGCUCGCGCGUGCGCCGCGUGGGCGUGGCCUGGUUCGGCAGCAGCCGCGUGGACGAGUACGGCGAGAGCGGCCUGGUGGUGCUGACCAAUCAGGGAGACCUGCUGGUGGUGUCGCUGCCCGGGGUGAAGAUGCAGGUGCAGCACCCCUGCAUCCGCCGAGAGGACGUCAGCGGGAUCGCGUCCUGCGUGUUCACCAAGCACGGACAAGGGUUCUACCUGAUCUCCCCGUCCGAGUUUGAGCGCUUCUCCCUGUCCGCCCGCUGGCUGGUGGAGCCCAAGUGCUUGGUGGAGGUACCCCCUCCCCUCUCCGCCUCCGCCCGGGCCCCCCUGCCCAGGUCCCAGCCCGACGGGGCCCCCACGGAACACAGUGAUCACAGGAGUGUCGGUGACGCUGUUGAGAGCUCUGCCAGACGAGUAAUGGAGCAUGCUUUGCUGAAUGAUGAGCAGGUGCUUCAGGAGAUCCAGAAAUCACUAGAAGGAGAUCAGAUGACCUACCUGGAGAAUAAUAUGAAGGGCUUGUCAACAGGAGGGAUGGUGAUGAGCAACGGAGAAUGAGCCGUCCUGUGCGGUGCCUGAAAGACCCCGGAGUCCUCCAGAAAUGCCAACAACACUAUCAUUAGCACCACUACUGAGCCCUGACCUGCUCCAGGAAGGGCCCUCACUGACUCAUUGCUACUGUACUGGGAGGAGGGGGAGAGGGGCGACCGUCUGUGCCUCUGCCUACCGCUGUACCUCUGCCUGCCUUCCCCAUCCACCCUGCUGUAUGCCCGCCCGCGACCAUCCACCCUCCGCCCCCGAUCCCAACCAGCAGGGGCCAGUUUGCACAUCACCAACCCGCCGCCCUGUCUUCCAUUUUUACAGACAGGGAAAAGGGGGCAUUGAGGAAUGUUCUUAUUGUUUUCUAAAGGGGAGCACCUACUUCAGUGAUUAUUUUAAAUUUUUUUUUUUUUUUUUUUUCGUUUUGUUUUUUUGUUUUUAUUCUCCAACACGUUUAAUUUCACCUGUGUUGAAGACUCGUCCUAUUGAUCUUAAAUGCCAAAUCCAAGACUGCUGGCUUAACAAGGGAAAAGAAGAUGAUGCAGGGACGUAUUUCCACAUACAACAGAUCAACGCUGAAAAAAGAACCGUAACGUGUACGUGUGAAGAAAAACAGGGUUGAAUAUGAAGCGGUAUUAGAAACGGAUUUCAAAAUGUAAACAAAAGAUAAACUACUUUCAAACCACUCGUGUAAAAAAACUGUGGGCAGUAUUCCUAGAGCAUUAGCCUUCCAUUCCAUAGAACCUUUACUGUCCUUGCAAAGGCACCUGUGGCUCAAUAGUGCAGUCAAUAGAUCCUAAGUCUUUGAGGUACUUUUCUACUGCUGCGUAGCACAUUUUUUUAUUUACUUUUUAUGGGAACAACUUUCUACUGGGUUUUUUUAUUUUUAAUUAAUUUUUUUAAUGUAAACCAUGGACAAUGUAAUUUAGGAAUGUAAUUUUUAAAUAUUGUAGUCAAAUGUUUAAUAUAUAUGUAUAUUAAAAUUGGACCUGUUUCUAUGGACGGAUAAUUUUAAGGGGGGUUGGCUGCUAUAUUCUAAUGACAAGGAAAUAUUUUGGUACUGUUUCUCGAAAUGCUGGGUAUUUUUUAGCAUUUUUUUUGUUUUCGUUUAGAUUAUAUUUUUGUAGCGAAUCAUUGAGUAUGAGAACCCUAAUUGUGACUUGUAACUUCACACUACAGUACAUCCUGCUGCAAGAGUAAACCUUUUCACAAAA